UUCUCUCUCUAGAAAUUUGUAGUUUGAACUCUACGUUCAUCCCGCUCUCUCACUGAUCUCUUUUUUCAUAACAAUAAUCCAGCUGUCCCCCUUUCUAUAAUUCUUAUUAUGCUCGAUCUAUCAAUCUUUUCAGCUGAUUCAUCACUCAUGUAAUUUCAUCUCUAUAAGAGUGAAAUUAUCAGAAACCGAAACAUUAAUCGGGUUUUCGAGAAGUACAAAUGAAGAAAGGAGUUGCAACUGGAGAGCCUGCUUUUCGUGUAACACGGGCUCGAGUGGCUGCUAGCCAGUCAUCGAGUUCGGAACCGUUAAAAGAGCAGGGAGUGGGGCGUCUUACGCGUAAAAACUCUAAAAGAUCGGUGCAAGAUGAGAAUAAAAACUAUGGCGUUGCGACGGGUGGUGUUCAGAAUAAGAGGAGAGCAGUACUUAAAGAUGUCACAAACAUGUGUUGUGAUAAUUCUUAUAAGAACUGCAUUGUUCCAGCUAAAAUUCCGAAAAAGAAUAGUGUGUUGACUAAAAAAAAUCCAGUCAAAGUUCAACGAGUUUCUGCUAAAUCCGAACAAAUGAGAUGUAAUGAAAGUACGAGAUCUCACAUUCGAUCUACUCUCGUGAAAGUUCCAGAAGCAUCUGGAAGCGAAGAUAAGAAAACGGUUUCGCAGUUGCAAAGCUUUUCAAAGAAAGCAGGGAAGAGUAAGAUUAACGAGAAGCUUACAAUCUCUAGCGAUCCAGAUUUUAUUGAUAUAGAUUCCGAUAAAAAAGAUCCGCAAUUGUGCAGUGUCUAUGUAUGUGAAAUAUAUAGCAAUUUGCGCGUAGCAGAGCUUAUUCAUCGUCCACGUUUCAAUUUCAUGGAGACGGUACAAAGAGAUGUAACUCAGAGUAUGCGGGGCGUCUUAGUUGAUUGGCUUGUAGAGGUAAGUGUGGAAUAUAAAUUGGAGCCAGACACACUCCAUCGCACGGUUUAUCUCAUUGACAUGUUUCUUUCUAAAAACUAUAUCGAACGACAAAAACUUCAACUGUUGGGCAUCACUUGUAUGCUAAUUGCUUCGAAAUACGAAGAAACCGUUGCACCAAGUGUUGAGGAAUUUUGUAUCAUCACAGACAGCACUUACACAAAAUCAGAGGUUCUGAAAAUGGAAAGUCAAGUUCUGAACAUUUUGAAUUUUCACCUUUCACCACCAACAGCACAAACAUUUCUCAGGAGAUUUAUAAGAGCAGCACAAGCUUCCCAUCAGAUCCCGAGUCUUGAAUUGGAGUGUUUGGCAAGUUAUCUAGCUGAGUUGACUCUGAUUGACUAUAAUUUCUUGGUGUUUGUUCCGUCAAAUAUCGCUGCAGCGGCUGUGUUUCUUGCCAGAUGGAUGCUAGAUCAGCCGGGCCACCCUUGGAACCAUACAUUGGAGCACUACACAAACUACAAACCGUUGGAUCUAAAGAACACGGUUUUUGCACUCCACGGUUUGCAUUUGAGCGACAGUAAUUCCCCUUUGACCGUCAUACGAACAAAGUACAGGCAAGAUAAGUUUAACAGAGUUGCAAGUUUGCCUUCUCGUGAACUACCCGAAACACUAUUCUAACAGUCCAGAAGACACUCUCGCCCUAGUUUACGCAGCUGAGGUACUUCAAAGGCUAUUAUCGUCUUUUUGCCAUAUUUGUUUUGGUCAAUCUUUUGUUGUUGACUUGUUUCAAGAAUUGUUGAUAAUAUUUUGACACUAUAGUAGUCGAGAAUGCGGUUUUGGUUCGUGAAAACCUUUCGGUAACGCUUAUAUUUUGUGGGAUUCGAGGGUUUAUCGCCGUUUUCGGCCUUCAGGGUUUGAGUUUGUAAGUUGGCAAGAAAUGGCUGGAUUGUAAAGCUAAUGUAAAUUUAACUCAUGAAGGCUAUUUUAAGGCUUUUUAGUUUCUACCCA
Helianthus annuus (common sunflower) is the source of this 1898-nucleotide messenger RNA. RefSeq names its product cyclin-A2-1. NCBI's taxonomy places the organism in Eukaryota, Viridiplantae, Streptophyta, Magnoliopsida, Asterales, Asteraceae. The record is from RefSeq and is a predicted model, not a curated record. Gene Ontology annotation, cellular component: cytoplasm; cyclin-dependent protein kinase holoenzyme complex; nucleus. The transcript is spliced from 12 exons. Gene Ontology annotation, biological process: regulation of cyclin-dependent protein serine/threonine kinase activity; mitotic cell cycle phase transition. Gene Ontology annotation, molecular function: cyclin-dependent protein serine/threonine kinase regulator activity. The coding region runs from base 219 to 1568 and encodes 449 amino acids.